Messenger RNA from Bactrocera oleae (olive fruit fly), 3945 nucleotides. It is a transcript of the gene Cap-H2, whose product is annotated as Chromosome associated protein H2. Gene Ontology annotation, biological process: mitotic sister chromatid separation; meiotic chromosome condensation. Gene Ontology annotation, molecular function: chromatin binding. Gene Ontology annotation, cellular component: nucleus; condensin complex. The record is from RefSeq and is a predicted model, not a curated record. Lineage: Eukaryota; Metazoa; Arthropoda; Insecta; Diptera; Tephritidae.
UUUUUAUUUUACACGACAACCCUUAGCAGAGGUUAAUGCUUGUGGGAGAAAAAUGAAAUUUUGUGAAAGAGAAGACCAAAAUAAGAUUGAAGAUAAAAACCAAAAUAAGUGUUUAUUAUGGGAGUUUGUAAAAUAUUAAUAUAUUAUAAUAAAUGAAAAUCAAACUGGAAACAAAAUGAUUGGAUUAGGUAAAAAGUGGUAUUUGCCAAUUCCCUACUUGAAACGUGUAGAUCACAACAAGGCCCUUGAUUAUAUUUUGCGAGCAGCUAACAAACAUCCCAAUUCACGUGUUUCGAAACUCAUACGUAGCGUGGAGGAGGAACGUUCUCAAAAAAAUAUUGUUCUUCUGCUUAUUGAGUUAGCUGAACACGCGGAGUAUGCCACUGAUUUCGGCAUAUCUCUUAAAUAUUAUUUAGAUUUAUUCGAGCAGUUAGGUAUUGGACGUGAAAUUGUUUUGAACGAAGCAGGUUUAUUGCUUUUGAAUUCUUCAAAAGUAUAUGCGAGACGAGUGGAUUUUGUACAGGAGUUGGUGGAGCGACAAAUACUGACCUUAUCCAAUGCUGAUAAGGAAAUUGUUGAAAACGGUGGUGAAGACCAAAACAAAAAAUCCGAAGAGAAGCCUAAACGUACUCGCAAACGACUGGUCGCAGCGGUUGAAGACCCCUUUGAAGUGGAAUUAGUUCCGAGAAAAUUUCGAAAAUUAACCGAAGAAAAGCGGUUUGUUAGUGGCCGGAGCCAAGAAAAACAGAAGAUGGUCGAAUCAAGAUUCUAUAAAAUAGAUUCCGAACAAUAUAUACAUCCAGCUGCAUGGAUGCAUGCUUGUAUUGUCGAUCUGGAAAAUGAAGAAGAUAUUGAUUCGAAACGAAAUUACAAGCUCUUCACAUAUCACGUGGAGCACCGUUAUAAUACAUUGGUGCCAGACAUUAAUUUUAGAAUGCACUUCAAAGUAAAGGAUUAUAUAGAUGAGGAGGAAGAACGCCUUGAAAGAAAUGAUGAUUCCUGCAAUAGUUCUGUAAACAUUCUAAAAGAUUGGCCCCCUCUUUCAGAAGAGUAUGUUACAAAAUAUUUAGAUUUAGAAAAUAAAGCCUUAGCGGUCGCAGAAGAUAAAAAUACGUGUAAAAAGCUAAGAAUAGAGGACAAUAAUAUAGUUUUUACUCCUGAACCAGUACAAAAUCAGAAAGUAUGUAGUGAACCUAACAUAGAGUGCAAUCGAUCAGCGGAAAACACCGAAGAGUAUAAGUCCAAUUUCAUUCAAAGUGAAUCAGGUGUUGGAGAUAGCAUUAACGAGUCAAAAGAUCUUAGUACAAAAUUGAAUGAAACUACUGUUAAUGAACAAAGUGAAGUUACCCUAAACAGUGAUAUUGAUUUAAGUGUUCCAAACUUGACAGACGAAAACUCAUGUUUUACGCAAGCGCAUAAUUUGAAUUCGACUGAAAAAUCGAUUUUAGAAUCAAUUGUCGAAUGUGAAAAUACAAUUGAGGGUUCAAGAAUUGGUCCACAAAAUCAACUGGACGAUUUUAAUUCAGCAGAAGACAACAUAGCAGAGAGAACUGAAAAUGACACUGGUUUAGGAGAAAGCAUAACAAACGAAUGUCAGAAUGGGAAUGAUAGUAAAAAUCUAAACAAGAACAUAGAUAUCUUAGCUCUAGAAAAUGUCGAAUCUAAUACAAACAAUGUUGAGUUUACGACUGAAAAUGAAGUUGUCAGAAGAAACGACGAAAACGAAAUCAACUUGAAUAAAAUACGUGUUUACCUUCCCCACCUAGACGAUGAGGGCGUUUACUUUUCGGAUUUAGAUGACCAGGAGCACCGUAUGUUAUCCCCCAGAGUAGUUACUACUGAUGUAUUCCCUUGUAUACCAAACAAAAAAAGUAUAACUAUUAUAAUUGAUGAUGAAAUAAGGAGUAUUUUAAAUAUAGCAGACGAAGAACCACCUCCUACAUAUACAAUGCCUAUUCAAGUACGACCUUCCACACCUCCUAUAAAUCUAAAUAUAUUUAAAUUUCAUGAAAAACUACUUAGACGCCGAAUAUUAUUUAGACUUGGUCCCGAAAUGGAACUUUUCCUUCAAUCGCGUUCAAUGAAAAAAUCGACUUGCAUGGAUAUAAAUGAACAAAGACAGUACCGACCAAUGAAAUUAUUCAAUGAAUCUCAAGAAGUCAAUGUUGAUAAACCGACUAUCGAAACUGACAAUGGCAUACUUAGUGAUGGUGAAGAUGUGGAGGAAUUCCUGGGAUUUACUGAGGAGGAACAGUUAAGUAAAAAUUUUCAUAGAUUGAGCAGAGAUUCGGGUGUUGACGCAGACGUGCCAUUAACAAUAAACGUGUAUGAUGUCGAGGCCACUUGUGAAAGCCUAAAUAACACAUCGCAGUAUAAAGAACCAAUAUCUACAAGUAAAGAAGCUGUUGAUAAUAAAACAUUGGAACAGGAGAGUUUACAAAAGGAAUUCAUAGAAGAUGCGACACGGAUGCCUGAUUGUCAAAAUGGUUUAAUUAAAGAUAUUACAUGUCAAGCUAAAAUAGCUGCUUCAGAAAGUGAAAAUUCGACCAAUGAAAUAACUUCCGAUAUUAAUAUUUCCGCGAACAAUAUUAUCCAAAGUGAAAAUAAACCAAAUAUUGAUACUUCGUCGAACUCGCCUUUGUUAUUUGAGGAUGUUAUUUUGUGCACAGAAAACAUUGAGGAACUGCAAAAUAGCAAUACAAAGAUACAAAAAUGGCAUGAGUAUUUGCAACCUAUUUUAUCAAAGGCACGAGAUCGUCAUCAUUUCGAUGUUUUUCAAUUAGGAACGGACAUUAUGAACGAAUUGCAGAAGCCUGAAGCUCCCAAAAACCCUGUAAAGGCCUCGUCUAUAACAUUCCAAGACAUGAUGGUCAAUAAGGAUGAAAGUUAUGUAUCACGCUACUUUCUAUCGACUUUGUUACUGGCAAAUCAAAAUAAUAUAAAAAUCGAUGUGUUCGAAAAAUGUUCUGAAAAGCCCUCAGCAUGGAGCGAUAUAAAAUUGACUUUAUUGAACACAAAACGCCAUACUGUAGCCAUUGAAGAUAAUAUUGGGAUAAUUCACUCGAAAAAAUCUAGUAAGAGUAACAAUUCGAGCCAUAAUUUUAAAGAAUCAUUUGUUAUAUCUGGAGGGCAAUGUAAUGCAAGAAUUAAUGAAAACGUCACAGAUAGCAAUGCUAUAGUAGAAGUUGAUUUAAAUGUUGUACGGCCCUUGAAACAAAUUGAGAAACUGUCAAAUAUCAAUGAUGAUUAUGAUUCUGGUAUCUUCUCAACAGAGGAGUGUUCUUCAUGACACCAAAAUGAGUCUGGUUCACCGUUACUGCCUACUGUGUAGCGCGAGUGUUACUGUUGCAUAUAUAUAUAUAUACAUAUUGUAUAUGAGUGUAACAAAUAAUUAUGACAUUUAAAAUGUUUAAAACAUAUUUUUCUGUAAUUUCUUUAAUAAUUUACUAGUGUGAAUCGUAUGAAUUGCAGCAACAUUAAUAUUUUAUAUACUUUUUGUUUCCACAAAUUAUCCUUCGAAAGUAACAUUUUUUGUUUUCAUAUGUCACUUAAUGCUUUUUUACUUUAUAUAUUUUUUGCAAUAUAAAAUUUGAUAAAUGCAAUUAAAAACAUUGUACCUGAAUCCUCAAUGAUAAUUGAGGAAGGUAGGGUUAGUAAUAAGGCAAAGUAUUUUUAUACAAGAUGACCAACUAAAUAUUGAUUAUUUUAUAUCAGACAAACUUGCACUUCAAUCUAAUAACUGUAUAAUAUUAAUAAAUAAAUAUUGUUUACUCAUACUUGUAAAAUGUUAUAUAUAUAUAUAUAUAUAUAUAUAUAUAUACAUAUACAUAUACAUAAUAGAUAUAUAAAUAAGUUUUAGUUUUUGAUAUACACUAAUAAUUAUAAAGUAGUGCUAUUGAGUUAAACAUGAUGCACCAUAAAAUAGAAAAUAAUCUUUGACAAAAA